AUGAAAGCGGCCCGGAUCCUGGUGCUGGCAGGAGGUGUCGCCUUCAUGGAAGCAGAGCGCAGGACUGCCCGGCAGAUGCUCCGCGAGAAGGUGUGGGCAGUGCGGAGGAAGUGGCAGCUGCUGGGCAGCUACUCACCCGAGAAGACGGAGGAGGUCUUGGCGAGCUUUGAACUGCCCAAAGACUUGGCAGAGCGCUGCGGACUCUCCGAAGGUGGCACGUGGCUGGAUGCGGUCAAAGCCUUGCCCAAGAGCGACCCCUUCGAGCUGUGGCAGAAGGUGGAGCGCCAUCCCAUCGUCGAAUACGUGCACGUGCAGUGCCAGACAUGUGGCCAUCGUGUGCCGGACACCUUCCCAGCUGAGGAGGACCCCAACCUCUCGGAGGAGCCGCCCACAGAGGAGGAGAAGCCCUUUGUGCGGGGUGGGUGGUUCCGGGGGCCCAAGGGCCCGGUGACCUUUGUCUAUCGCUGCCCCUGCGGCGCGAGCUCCCGGUGGUUCCGCGCCACCCACCCGGAGAUCACGCUGAACCCGAACCGCUGGGGGCGCCUGUGCGGGGAGCAGGAGGACCUCAAGGCUUGGCUUGCCAAGUAUCUUGGCGUGCGCCUGCGCGUUUGCCUUCCGCUGGAUUGGGAUCACGUGUGGACGGAGGUCUUCGAUGGCGAAGAGUGGCAGCCAGUGGAUCCCAAUUGCCGGAACUUUGCGCGGCGGCUGAACGAAAACAUCGGCAGCUGGACGCGGGUUUUGGCGCUGGGCACGCCGGGCAGUGGGGAUGUGGUGCAAGCCACUGAGGAGGUGACCGAAGCCUACCUCCGCCAUGCUCAAGGCAGCGACGAGGAGGUGGCCGCCUGGCGGCGCCAGAUCUGGGCCGCGCGGGAGGACGGCGGCGGCUCCAGCACGCAGAGCCGCACGAGGAACGGGCACCUUCUACGCCUCGCGGAACUGGAGGCGUGA
Molecule: messenger RNA, 948 nt
Organism: Effrenium voratum
Lineage: Eukaryota; Dinophyceae; Suessiales; Symbiodiniaceae
Source: the annotation of a GenBank genome assembly